Messenger RNA from Desarmillaria tabescens, 836 nucleotides. RefSeq lists its product as uncharacterized. The transcript has 2 exons. The record is from RefSeq and is a predicted model, not a curated record. The coding region runs from base 205 to 687 and encodes 160 amino acids. NCBI's taxonomy places the organism in Eukaryota, Fungi, Basidiomycota, Agaricomycetes, Agaricales, Physalacriaceae.
GGUGAUUCCUCAAAAUCCACACAAGUCAAGGCUGACGAAGAUAUCGUCUCCCCACAUUCCAUUGAUGGUCUCUGGGUACAGAGCCAGAUCGCUGAGGUAUACCCCAACCCAUGAUAAACUCUCCUCGGUUCUUGCAAUUCUCAGCUCCAAGUUCGACCGUUGUGACUGGACUAGAUUCUUCACGAACUAGUGGGAGAGUGUUCAAUGAAGGCACACCCAUUCACCAUUCCCAAGCUUCACGACACUCAGAGCAAGCUUUACCCCAUUGCGUUUGGUAAUGAACCCAUCCUUCUUUGUGUAGCUACUGGCACUGAAAAGACCCAUGUGACACGUAAAAUCACUGGCACCAAUUAUACAGAUUUCGUUCGCCUCAGCCUUUUUGAUGAGAUCCACUUGCUUCAAGAUGAAUGUGGCCCAAUUCUGGAGAGAAUCAUUGCUUGGACAAUCCGCCAAACUAAUGAGUUUGUUCAUUUUAUGACAUUCACCAUCAUCGUACCGAGAAUUCCAUUUUCAUCAGUCAUUCGCAGCCUCUCUAUAGUCUUCAUCACAUCAGAACUCGUGUCAAGAACAAGGGACGAGUUCUUGUACUCACUCGAGACAGGAUGCGGGUGCAAGACCCUUGUAUCUGCAACAGCAUCUGUAGAGUCUGAUACAAACUCCAGGCUUUGUCGCAACAUUUGGGCCUGAACACUGGUGAAGAGGCGUUUUCGGUAUAGGUGAGGAUUCUGCCGGCGUCUUUGUUGGAGAUGACUGUACAGGAGACAUGGGAAACGAGGCCAAUGCAACGGAUGAUGUGGAUGAGAAGGGUUUAGCAGAGCUGUCCGACGUUGACCAGG